AUGGAUCGUGGUUUGUAUAAUCUUGCCGUUUUUCUCGAUUUAAAAAAAGCAUUUGACACGGUAAACCACGACAUUUUACUGGCUAAACUAGGGUUAUAUGGUAUUAAGAACACGCCUCUUAUGCUUCUCAAAUCGUACUUAUCAGAUCGAUCUCAGAAAUGUCAAGUAAAUGGGGAACUUUCCACACUAAAAUAUCUAAAAUAUGGCGUUCCUCAGGGUUCAAUUUUAGGUCCACUUCUGUUUUUAAUUUAUAUCAAUGAUUUGCCGAAUUGUUUACAACACUCUACAGCACGCAUGUUCGCCGACGAUACUAACAUCACAGUGUCCGGUAAAUCAGUUAAGGAAGCGGAG
This is a messenger RNA of Paramuricea clavata, 351 nucleotides long. Lineage: Eukaryota; Metazoa; Cnidaria; Anthozoa; Malacalcyonacea; Plexauridae. The record is from the annotation of a GenBank genome assembly.